UCAAACGUUGUCGUCGUUGGCCGUCGCCUGCCGAUGUAAUUUUCUGAAUAGGUACCUACAAUACAAUGCUUACAUUUACGGCUACUUCAUUGUUGUUUAGUAUGAAAACGUGACCAAAUUUAUCGUUUUAACGUUCAAAUGGAUCAUUUGGAAAAAAUCACAUACACCAAAGAUUAGUGAAAAUAAAUUGAAACGUAUUUAUUACUGUAAGACUAAAAAUGUCGAGGAAUGGCGAAUUGACAUCAAAUCAAGGUCCUAGCCGACCAAAUAUGCCUAGGCCAGACUUGAAUUUAUUUAAUUCAGAAAAACGCAAAGUAUUGGAAUUACCAUUAGGAGGAACAUCAGGUGAUGGUGCUGCAUUUAUGCCGUUUUCUGCUAAUAGUUCUACCCAGAAACCACGAGUGCCAUCUCGUACUAUCAGAGAUGUACUGCCUGAGAAUACAAGAGACAGAUGUCGAAUUUAUCCAUCCAUGCAAUCUUCAGGCAAGUUACAGUUAUCUGCAACAGAAAUAUAUGAUUUCACAGCAGACGACCUCCAAGAUUUGGGUGAAAUAGGCCGAGGUGCAUUUGGAGCAGUCAAUAAAAUGGUUCACCGAAAGACUAACCGAGUAAUGGCUGUUAAACGCAUUCGCUCAACUGUUGAUGAAAAGGAGCAAAACCAGUUAUUAAUGGACUUAGAAGUAGUCAUGAAGAGUAAUGAGUGUCCCUACAUUGUUGAGUUUUAUGGAGCUUUAUUUAAGGAAGGUGACUGCUGGAUCUGUAUGGAAUUAAUGGAUACUUCAUUAGAUAAAUUUUACAAGUUCAUAUGUGAGAGGAUGCAAACUCGAAUACCAGAAAAUAUUAUAGCUAAAAUUACUUUGGCUACUGUCAAAGCUUUAAACUAUUUAAAAGAAAAACUUAAAAUAAUACAUAGAGACGUAAAGCCGUCUAACAUAUUGUUAGACAGGAGAGGAAACAUCAAGUUGUGUGACUUUGGUAUAUCUGGCAAGCUUGUUGAUUCAAUAGCACGAACUCGAGAUGCUGGCUGCAGGCCUUAUAUGGCGCCAGAAAGAAUUGACCCUGGACGUGCGAGAGGCUAUGACGUGCGGUCUGAUGUGUGGUCUCUCGGCAUCACUCUGAUGGAGGUGGCCACCGGCGCCUUCCCCUACCCGCGCUGGGGCUCCGUCUUCGAGCAACUGCAGCAAGUGGUGCAAGGAGACCCGCCGCGUCUCACCAACAAUAAUAACGUAUUCUCCAACAAUUUCGUUGAGUUUGUCAACACUUGCCUUAUCAAGGAAGAAACUCAACGUCCAAAAUACAACAAGUUGUUGGAGAGCCCAUUCAUAAAAGGCAUCGACCAAAGCAGGGUCGACGUCGCCGCGUAUGUGUGUGAAGUCCUCGACGCUAUGGAACGCAACGGAGUAAGUCCCUUCACCACAGACCAACCAGCACAGGCGUGGGUGGAAUAAUCAGUCAAUAAGAAAAUAUUUUGUGCAAAACUGUUCAUACACCUUUUAUUGUUACAUUUAUUAGUUUGUAUAACUGAAAACACUUGUACACACGUUUGAUGAUUGUUAGUGUCUAUGUUGACUGGCUUGCCUCCUAAUCAUACAUGCUGUGACGUCAUUACUAUAGAAAGAGUCGUAACUUUACUGUAAGUACUAUAUGGAACGUUUUAUUAUAUGUUAGAACAAGUAGGACAAUUCUCUAAAUCUUUAUCUUGAAGUUUUUAUUAUGAAUAAUGACACAAAAAUAAUAUACAUCUACAUAAGAUUUUCAAAUAAUUUCAUGUUGUUCAAAUAAUUUAUCAAUUGGUUAAUUUACUAUGACAUUAUUUGAAGCUGAUGUAUUAUCAGUGGAAAUCUAAAUAAUUACUGCAACUGUUAAUUUACUUAAAAAAGUUACUUUUGCAAUUGUACUUGUAUCAUAAUAUUCUGGGAUUCUAUAUUUAUGGUUAAACAUGCCAAACACUGUGUUCACCCUAACAUCCUGUAUAAGCACAAAUAGUAAGGUAUUGCUACUCCUGUGGUCACUGAUCGGAAAUUAAUAAUUAGAUAAAUAUUUAUUGCUGCUCAGUUUCUUUACGAAAACGAGGCCUGAAGGCUUAAUAACCUUUAAUAUUAAAUCUUCUAAAAUAUUCUUGUAUUUUUUUCGUGUUCUUUUCUGGCCAUCAAAUUUAUAACUAUUAUAACUAAAUUAUAACCUUUGUCUUAAUAAAUAUUGUUGUGUGAUAUUGUCUCAUAAUGGCAGUUUCCACACAUAAAACAUUUUUUGUGUGAAAUAAAUAUUAUAUUAAAUUGAACAUACAUAAUAAAAAAUGGCUAAUUUGAAGUACCAAUAGUAAUGUAUUGCUAUUAAGCUAGAGAAAAUAAUCUUCAAAAAUUAGGCCAGCCAAGCAAGCCAAGACAUCGAGCUACAAGUUUACAAACUUGGUAACUUGUGUCAACCCAUAAGAUAAUCUUUACCAUCAUGUUUUCAUGUCCUUUUAUACCACUUCCUUAAUCCUACUUCUUACUUCGUCGUGAUUGACAGAAUUGUUGUAGGUAAUUUUAUAAAUUUGUAAAUAAUGACAAGAUUAAACAAUAAAUAAAUGACGUAACAAUUUUUCCAUGAAAAAGUAGUUGAAAUGGCAGGCAAAUGGAAAAUAUAUAAUAAGCAUAUUUGCAAAUGAAUUUCGCAAUAUGAAAUAUAAAUAUUGUUCUUAGUACUAUUGUAUAUUUUAAGAAUAGAAUAUGAUAAAUUAG
Molecule: messenger RNA, 2723 nt
Organism: Plodia interpunctella (Indianmeal moth)
Lineage: Eukaryota; Metazoa; Arthropoda; Insecta; Lepidoptera; Pyralidae
Gene: Mkk4
Product: dual specificity mitogen-activated protein kinase kinase 4-like
Exons: 8
Coding region: 219-1448 (409 amino acids)
Biological process (GO): MAPK cascade; protein phosphorylation
Molecular function (GO): ATP binding; JUN kinase kinase activity
Source: RefSeq, a predicted model, not a curated record